Messenger RNA from Daldinia childiae, 1605 nucleotides. Its product is annotated as Protein argonaute 1B. Lineage: Eukaryota; Fungi; Ascomycota; Sordariomycetes; Xylariales; Hypoxylaceae. The transcript has 2 exons. Gene Ontology annotation, molecular function: nucleic acid binding. Bases 1 to 1605 code for a protein of 534 amino acids. The record is from RefSeq and is a predicted model, not a curated record.
AUGGUUUCCAAUAUACCUAUCCACGGCCCUUCGGAUAAUGCAAACGAUAUUGAAAACAAUGGCUUGAGAGCGAUUGGACUGUCAAAAGGAGACGCUCGUAACGAGAAGAGACUGGAAAAUUUUGGUAUCUCAGUUAGCAACCCCGAGUUGAUCACCGUCAGAGGCCGCAGAAUGUCUGAACCUGAAAUCCGGUAUAACCGUGGACAUGUGAUAAAGAAAAGUAACUGGAACCUGGCACAUAUACAGCUCGCGGCUAAAACAGCUGAAAAACGCGGGCUGUGUGUAACCAUAGGGCUCGGAAAAGGUGAUGUAGCACGUCUCAAGAACACACUUCAGCAGCUCCGCGAUAUGUUGAAGGAAAAUGGCGUAUUCAUUACAACCCUGGAUUCUUCGAUAGUUGAAAUCACGAACAACAAGACCGAACUCGAGAGCAAACUCAGGGACGUGUUUGAACGCAAGGUUAAGAAGGUGGACUUUUUACUCGUGGUCUUAUCAAAGAAAGAAUCAUUUACUUAUAAUUGUGUCAAGAGACUUGGAGACAUAGAAUACGGUGUCCCAACUCUCUGUAUUUUUAAGAAUAACCUUGUUCCCAAACCCCCUCCUAAUAACUCCUCUUCGAGACCAUCCGGUAAUUCUUCUAGGAAUGCCCCUGGGGACACUCCCAGGAUCUCUGGGAAUCUCGUCGGAAACCUAGCUCUGAAGCUCAAUUUGAAGUUCAGCAACAACAACCAGAUUGUCAACUUAGCAAAGCUACGUGGUAAACUCAACCUACGAGAAACAAUGAUCGUAGGCAUCGACGUCACCCAUUCUCCAACCCCUGGCCAACCUAGCAUCGCGGGGAUGGUAGCCAGCAUUGACGAGAACCUCGGACAGUGGCCUGCCGUCUUGCGCCACCAGGACAAGCCGCGUGUCGAGAUGGUGACGCGCCUGGAAGAGAUGCUCGAGACUCGGCUUACGCUCUGGUGCUCGAGGCACAAAUCCUACCCCAAGAAUAUCAUCGUCUACCGCGACGGGGUAUCCGAAGGCCAGUACGAACUCGUUAUCAAAGAGGAACUCCCCAAGUUGAAAGAGGCAUGCAAAAAACUAUAUACCCCAGCACACAUGCCGAAGAUUACCAUCGUCGUCGUCGGCAAGCGACAUCACACUCGUUUCUACGCCGGAAUGCACAAGGGUAACCCGACUCCGGGAACAGUCGUCGAUCGCGGCGUUACAGAGGCUGUCAACUGGGACUUCUUCCUACAGUCGCAUAGACCAAUUAGAGGCACCGCCCGUCCGGCCCAUUACUUUGUCGUCCACGACGAGAUAUUCAAGGAUACGUUCAAAGGUGAAAAUGAAAAUGUGGCUAGCAUGUUAGAGGUUUUUACUCAUUCCCUAUGCUUCAUAUUCGGCCGGUCGACCAAUCCCGUUAGCAUAUGUACGCCGGCUUAUUAUGCGGAUAUUGCCUGCAGCCGUGCUCGUUGCUAUGUUGCUGCUGAUGUUGCUGCUGGUGCCACCGAUGCCGCAGCUCAAGUUUCUAGCUCGGCAUCAGAUGAACAGAAACCUCCUCCUGGCAGUAAUGGUCUUCUUCUUCAUCCAAAGAUGAAGGAUAGUAUGUUUUACAUUUAA